CGCGAUCGAAGCUGAAGAGGUUCAGUCAACUGUCGAUUAAAAUGAAUCUCGCGUUUAUCGCCUUCAUCGCUUUUUUCUGUGUGGCUCUUCUUCAUGGAGCUGUUGGCCAGGAAUGCCCCGGGCAUAAGAGACAUGGUGGUGAAACCUGUCAUAAAAAAUCGCAUUGUUGCUCCGCGAAUUGCGAUAAUUAUUUUUGGCAUAGGAACACCACUCCAGCUGGAAGCUGAAAGCGUGAUUGUUGGUGUAUUUGCAAAAUGCUUAUACACUUUACCGCAAAACUCUACGGAUUUUACUGAACCUGGAGUUACCUUAGGCAGGACAGGCAAGAGCAGAUGGCAAAUUUACAAAUUAGUAGAAACGGCAAUGCAGAUGUAUGGUUUGGGUGGCAAAGAGUGCAUACUGAAGGCAAUAUGCGAAGCAGCCUCCGUUCCCUUUAAGUCCCACCAUGGCAUUCUUGGAGAAUUGGUUCAGACCUUUCUCACACCUUCGAGUACAAAGGAGGAUUACGACGAAUACGCGGACCAAGAGUACCAUGCAGCGGAACGACUAGGAAAGCAUUUGGGUGAAAACUGCCACGCCCUGUAUCCAGAAUGCAAGAGAAGCGUCCUAGACGUAUUUUCUAGUCUGGACUCGUAAGGGUAGUGUAAAAACCGACGAAUAGUGGCCAUUUUCACUUCCAGCUCAUGGAAUUUCUCCCCUGGGUCGCAUUAGCCAAAAAGUAGAUCCAAGAAUCCCGCUAGAAGCCACCUAAAUCAAAAAUUAGGUAAUUGCUUCAUUCCUUCGAACACACAUGUAUAUAAUAAUGACUUUAUAUUCUAAGUCAUUUAUCUUAUACUCAAAUAUUUUGUAAUUUUUUAAUUUAUAAAUUGCAUACUAUUUUGCUUUCCUAUGUGUACUAUUUAGUGUAAGAAAUUAUUUCCUAGUGGACCGUAGAUAUGUAUACUAGGAUUUGUAUUAAAUUGAGAAUGUUGAUGUGAAACAUUGUUCUGAAGCGGCUUUCAUAAUAACAACUUUGAUAGGUAUGGGCAACUACGACAAAAAUGAAAUGGUUUUGAAACUUAAAAUGUGCAAGAAAUCCAAAGACUAUUAUUUACAAUUAGUAUAACUUAUAAUUUAAUAUUCCAGCGUGCAAUUAAAAUAUUUACUACCAGAAUUACAAAUUUAAUUUUUAGGACAACAAGAAUUUACUGUAAAUAACUAGGAGAAUAUUUGUUUUAAUGUCUGUAAAUUAUUCAUUUUACGAAAGAGUAUUAUCAAAGCAAAAUGUUACUGGCAGAUAAAAAUGGUUAAUUCUAUAGGCUCAUAAGAUGUACUGUAAGUAAUUCGAUACCUUCUCCUUAAAAAAACCUCUCUCAGAGUAUACGUCUAAAACCACUCCAUUUUUUAUGUUGGCCCCUCGUUUUAGUAAGUAUACGUACACGACAAACAGUUGACAAGGUUUAGUAAUAAAUGGUCUCCGACUUAGUAUAUUAUUAAGAAAUAUUUUGAAUUCAUUUGAGUUCAAUCAUAGAAUUCACUCAAUUAUUUGAAUUCCUUGCAUUCGUGGAACCCUAUAAAUUGCGACAAUUUCUUUCAUUCUAAGGAGUCAACGAUAAUGUAAAGAAUAGAAAAGAAUUCUGAAGAUUUGACAAAAAAAAAGAUUAAAAAAAUUCAGAGAAUUCGUGGAAUCGAGAAA
Molecule: messenger RNA, 1675 nt
Organism: Belonocnema kinseyi
Lineage: Eukaryota; Metazoa; Arthropoda; Insecta; Hymenoptera; Cynipidae
Exons: 3
Coding region: 94-636 (180 amino acids)
Source: RefSeq, a predicted model, not a curated record